Messenger RNA from Wasmannia auropunctata (little fire ant), 2085 nucleotides. Its product is annotated as growth hormone-regulated TBC protein 1-A. The record is from RefSeq and is a predicted model, not a curated record. The coding region runs from base 577 to 1593 and encodes 338 amino acids. The transcript has 7 exons. Lineage: Eukaryota; Metazoa; Arthropoda; Insecta; Hymenoptera; Formicidae.
GUAAGUGCCUGAUGAUCAAUUAAAAACUCGAUCUCGCGCACAAUCGAUUACGCGAGUCUCUCUCUCUCUCUUUCUCUUUUCGAAUCUCCGCGGGAUUUCGGAGAGUGGCGCGACUCGAUGAUGAAAAUCGUCGUCACAAUUCGCAGGGGCGAACCGGCCGAAUCUAUAUUUGGUGGCGUCUUCGAUUCCGCGGGUGUUUCUUCGGCGACGAUGCGUCCCGGAUUCGGGGGACGGCCUUUCGCAACUCUACCCUCUCUUUAACACCACGAACCCCGCCUUUCUCUGUUUCUGCGUCACCACUUCGGGACUAUUCAAGAACGGAGCACGCUCGCGCGACUCGCGAUGAGAGCGAGACGAGAGGCGCGCGCCGCGAGAGCUCCAACGCCGUGCUCCUUUCUCCGCUCCGCGCGCGUCUCGAGAAGCGUUUCACCGCGGGCGCGAUCAGGUGUCACCGCGCCGAUAGGCGAAACCUGCACCGCGGGCGGUUUCGUCUCACACGGAACACCUAUGGACGUAGCUGCAGCUGCACGCGCACGCGAUCAAAGAUCUCUCCUCCGACACCGAGUCGCAUAGGGCAUGGCAAGUUCAUGCUUCAGUGAUGUGGACGAAUAUGGUUUCGAACGACCGCACGACUUCGAUUAUGAAACAUACGAAGAUUUUAUGUCCGAGUACCUCAAGGUGCUCGCAAAGAUGGCCAAAAAGUGGGCGAAAGUUAUUGGCGAGGGAAAGUCUUUGCAGCGAAGCAUCACGAUCAAGAGAUAUGUUCGUAAAGGCAUUCCAGGGGAACAUAGAGGAUUGGUAUGGCUCGCUGUAAGCGGUGGAGAAGACAUGAGGAAUGCGUCGUCAGAUCUGUAUCAAAAGUUACUGCUAGCCCCUCACAAUGCAGAAAUCGCUGAGAUUAUUAAAACCGACCUCCCAAGAACAUUUCCAGACAAUAUAUUCUUUAAUAACACGGAGAAUCAGCAGCAUCAAUUAUAUAACGUUUUGUUGGCUUUCGCUCAUCAAAACAAAACUGUUGGAUAUUGCCAGGGCUUAAACUAUAUAGCGGGUUUGCUUCUGCUUGUAACAAAAAGCGAGGAGACAGCAUUUUGGUUGCUAAAAGUAUUAAUUGAUAGAAUCCUGCCGGAUUAUUAUACAUGCACUAUGGAUGGCCUACUGACUGAUAUCGACGUGCUCGCAGAAUUAGUAAGGAUAAAAAUGCCUGAUGUGUAUCAACAUGUAACGAACAUAGGACUACCCUGGCCAGUAAUUACGACUAAAUGGUUUGUGUGUUUGUUUGCUGAAGUUUUACCUAUAGAGACUACUCUGCGUAUUUGGGAUUGUCUCUUUUACGAGGGUACCAAGAUUAUCUUCCGUGUCGCGUUGACACUUAUAAAAAGGAACAGAUCUAAUUUAUUAGCUUGCCGAGACUUUACAACGCUAGCCGAAUGUUUUAAGGAAAUUACGAAAGACAGUAUUGUUUUGCAGUGUCACGAGUUUAUGCAGAGUAUUUUUAAAGUACCUGGAUCACUGCCUGGGAGCACAAUAGCAAAAUUACGAGCAAAGAUUAUGCAACAACGUAUAAAACGAAAACAAGAUAAGUUAGAACGAUAGUGUUAAUGACCGAUUCUUUUUUUUCACAUACACCGAAAUAUUCUAGUCUGUUUUUAUCAUUCAUUUGCAUCUUUUGCAAAAUGAAUGCAUAUAAAGCUGUAUUAUAUUGUUACUGCAUAAUUAUUCUAUUUGAUUGCUGUACAUACAUAUAAUGCCUAUUCAGAAAUGUAUAAAUAAGAUACAUUUCAUUUAUUUUAAGUUUAUCUCAGUUUACUGUACAUACAAUGUAAUAAACCAAGUUAUAAAUAUUUUACAGAGAAUAUUAAAAUAUAAAAUAUUAUAAGCUAUGACGAAAGUUGCACAAUUGUGAUAUUUUUUGAAAUUAACGAUAUGGAAAUAUUAACAUCUGGAAAAAUAGUUAUCCUUGUGGUAUUUCAUUUUAAUUAAAUCCUGAAUUUACAUGUACAUGCGGUUUCUGUUUAUGCACAAACAAUCCGUCUGGUAAAAAUAUAUUUAAAAACAAAAAAUUGUUCUAAUAUACAACUUCAAAAA